Molecule: messenger RNA, 737 nt
Organism: Pelagomonas calceolata
Lineage: Eukaryota; Pelagophyceae; Pelagomonadales; Pelagomonadaceae
Source: the annotation of a GenBank genome assembly
ACUGUGGCUGCCAAAACGUAAAAGUCUCCUCGCAGCGGCGUGCUGUGGAGCUAGGGCUCGUUGUAAGCGCCUCCUGUGGCCCUCGACGCACGCUGACCAGCUUGGUUUGACGCGUUGCGGCCUCUGGUAGGCAGCAAAGCAAAGCAGAUCAAACACAGCUCUCAGGGCCCACAUGUCCGGGCGGCACGCGAUGAUCGCCAGCGCCGACCCGGAAAGCCCGCAACCGGACGUCUUAAACGCGACCGUGCCGCCGGGAUCAAUAGCGUGGACUCCCAUCCAACCGAUCACGUGCUGCAUUCCCGCGAUUGGCCACAUGGGCAUCACGGAUAGCAAAGGUUAUUUGCACGACUGGCACGGCUGCCCCAUCUCGGCGAAUCACCCGAAACAAAUGCUGUUCGGCGAGCCGGCGCGCUACGUGCGGCUUAUAAAGUUCGGGGACGAUGCUGACAGAAAACGCUGGGACGAUGCGAUCGACCAAGCCGACAACGAAUACGCGCGGCAUGUUCAUGUGAUGGGCUGCGGCCACGACUGCCAUUCUCAUGUGGCGCGCGUGCUCAAUUUGCUGAGAUAUGGGGGCUGCGCGGUGCACAACAAGGUCGAGCUCGCCGCCGUCGUCUUCUUCUGCGGGCGGCAUACGUCCCUGUCGGGCGCGCUGAAGACGUGGGUGCCUUUUUUGAUUUUCCUGGGGUUGGUGCUCGUCUACAAGACACAAGCGUAAUUCUUUACUUGUAUCAUCA